Molecule: messenger RNA, 2926 nt
Organism: Moneuplotes crassus
Lineage: Eukaryota; Ciliophora; Spirotrichea; Euplotida; Euplotidae
Source: the annotation of a GenBank genome assembly
AUGGAAAGAAAAGGUGGCCUCCCUCAGAUGAAAGGAUACUAUGCUAAACAUAAACCAACCAAAGAGAGCAAACUAAACAAAAGUAGUUCUGCCUCUGCUCUUGGCAAUAGCUAUGCUCCAAAAGAAAAAUGGCAGAGCAACUUUAGCACUUACUACAACCAAAGAAAGCAAAGGAGAAACUAUAAUAUCAAAACCCAUGAGGAAUCUAAAAAUGGGUCUCCUCAGAAAUUCCAUUCUGUUGAUAAGAAAUAUGACUUAAGUCAGUAUGAAAGCAGGAAUAAAAAACCAGCCAAUGCUGGUUCUUAUGCUUCUGCAUAUAGAACACAGAAGAAUACUGAAUCAAACUUAGUCAGCAGCCCUAAAUAUCCUCCUCGCUAUAAAUAAAGCUAGCUCGAAGAAACCAGAGAAGGCUAUAGAAUACCCAUUAACCAGCAGACACAAAGAGUUAGAUGGUGAAAAGAAAAUCUUCACAAGCUCGAGACCUCAACUAACUCCUCAAGCAGUACCGAAGUCUCUUAAGUUCCGGUUCGACAACAAAACUCUCCUCUCAAAAGGUUUUAAAGCUACAGAAGAUCAAAAGAAAGUAAAGGAAGAAUGAGACCUUACUGAUGAAGAAAAUGUGAUUGAUGACUCAGAAGAACAAUCUUGCUUUGUAGUUGGUAAUUAUAGAGCCCAUAAGAGUAAAAUUAAACAACUCAGAGGAGAUAGAGACGGCAGUGAUAAUAAACCUGUUCACAAAUCUGACAAGCAACUUCAAACUGAUGAUGUACAAGUGAACAUUAAAGAGGAUUCUCUGAUAAACGUGAAGAUAAAGCAGGAACAUAAAACAGAAUCGAAGAUAUCGCAAAAAUUUUGUUCCAAAAUGAAAAUUUUGACUGACUUCUAUCAGAACAUCUUUGCUAAACCUUUAAAUUUAAAAGACAGUAACUUGAAUGACACUAUCGCUUACCUCACUCGCACGUUACACCAGACUACUGAUAGUCUUCAAAAUAUCGAUCAAAAAUAUUCAGGUGAAGACCAAUUUUACGGUUCUGACUAUGACGCACAAUUAGAUUUCAAUAAAAAGUUAGAGGCAUCCUUAAAAUUUCUAAAAGCACGAAAUUUGGAGCUUGAAGAAAUAGUGAAAGAGAAAUAACCUAAAACAAAUUCAAACUGAGGCUAAAAUAUCUGCUCUUCAUAAUAAAAAUAUCGAAUUGAAUGAACUAAUUGAAUCUCUCAAGCAAAAGACUGAUGAAAGCAAGCCUAAUUUGAAUAAUAAAAAGGACAUUAUUCAAUUAUAUAAAGAAAAGAUUCAAAAUCUUAGCAAGUCAAUUAGGAUGCAAAUGGUGUCAACCAACAAUAUCGAUCAAGUCAGACAAAGACUUAGUGAUAAGUUAAAGGUUCUAAAGAAUGAAAAUGAGAAUUACAAACAAAUUAACCAAGAACUUAAUAUCAAAGUUGAAGAAUUAACUGCUCAAAUUCAAAGUGUCAAAAUAGAAUCUAAUCAGAAUGAAGAAGAAAAACUACAGUUUGAAAGAACCAAGAAUACUUAUACUGAUAAAGAUGCAAGCCAUACUGACCAAGACAAAGCUUCAAUCUGAAGCAGGCAUACUCAAAAGAUAAAGGAACUCGAGAAAUCUAAUACUCAACUUGAAUAUGAGAUUAGAAAAAUGGCAAAUAUUUCAAAGCAAGAGACUAACAAUCUGAGUGAUAUCAUUAAUCAGUCACUUGAUGUCCUAAACGAUAUUAGUCUUACUAUUCAAAACCUGAGACCUAUAAACAGACAGUAUUAUGCAGACGAGAAUUUGUACAUACAAAAGGCUAAUUUUAACUCUCUAGUAGCUCAUAAAGAGUACUUGACUGAUAAAUACUUUGAUCAGACUUCUUUCACUGAUAGGAUAAAGACUUUGGAAGAAGCUCAAAAUAGAGUCAAAUUAUUAAUGAAGACAAUUCCCAAGAGGAGUAAAGAUAAGCUGUCUGCCUCGGUUAGUGACAAGAGAGAACUGCCUAUGUAUCAAGAAGACAAACCAGAAAAGAGAAAGUCUUUGAAUAAAUCUAACUCAAAUAAUAUUGAAGAGUUAGAGAAAUUAUGCAAAACCAAAGAUCAACAGUUAGAAAAUAAGAAUAACCAAAUUCUCUCUUUCGAACAGAAAAUAAAAACUCUUAAAAGAGAGAAUGAAGAAUUAAAGGCAGAGAUUACUGAAUUGAAUGCAUUGCUUUCCAAGUAUGCAGCCCAACAAUAUUUGACUAAGUCUCCUCAAACACAAUCUCAUAUCUCUCAUUUUAUGAGUAGGAGGCCCGAAGAUUCUAAAAUCACAGAAACAAAUACUCUUGAAAAGACAGGAAGGGACAUGAUUAAAGAAGCUAAAGAACAAUGAUACAAUAAGAGUAAUAAGAAGCAUAGUGCAGAACAUGAAGAUACUUUUGAGAAAGCUGAUGACAAUAAUUCUUUUCAGAUUGAUCUCUCUCAAUCAAUACAAAAUCCAUUUGAGGAGAAUAAUUCAAAGAGAACCCAAAGUUCAAGAUUUCUUGAAUCUUCUCCCAAUGAAGAUUCAAAGUUGUCUGGUGAAAGAGAUAAUAGCAAGGUUUCUAGCCUAAAUAGAUCAAGAAGUAGGAAAAGAUGGAACAAAUCUAACAAAGUAUCUGAAAAGAGUCAAACUAAAUUAUCUAAAAAUAAAUCUAAAUUGGCAUUAGGUUCAGAUACUGGUGAAGACGAUAGCUCUUUCAUGAAUGACUUUGAUGAUUUAAUGAGAGAGGAUAAAAAGAGUGGAACCAAAAUCAUAAGACAAACUGGAAUUAGUAAUCAGAGUGACUUUAUCAAGCCAGAGAUAAUUGCACAAUCGCCAUCUCCUAUUUUGUUCAAUUUCGAUGAAAAUACAGAGUCACUAUUGCAAAUAAUCCACUCUGUUUCUUGAAGCUUAGAAGAUUAUUUCCAAGAAUAAUAUAA